GACGCCAAAUUUUCAUUGCACAUUCGUUAGUGAAAGCGCACUGUUCCAUAACAAACUUGUUCAAAACAGCAUUAUGCAAUGAUUCAGACUCUAUUGUUUUAGCCGAAGUAGACAAAGAAAAUGCUGUAUUUUGUGACAUUUCUGUUCCUGUCCAGUAUAAAAGGCGAUGUAUCGGCGGAAGACUGUUACCGAACGAAACUCGGGCGCGGAUACAACGGGAAAGUGAACGUCACAGCGUCCGGGAAAGACUGUCAGCCGUGGGGGUCACAUCUACCCCACGCUCACAACUUCACGUGGUUGUGGACGGAGGAGAAUUUCUGCAGAAACCCGGAUGACCGUGCGAACGGUCCCUGGUGCUACACCAUGGAUCCGGAAACGGUGUUGGAAAGUUGCGGGAUAUCCCAAUGCACGACAGAAUUUGACCCUUGUAUGAUGAAACCGUGUCAAAACGGCGGGAUAUGUAUAAGUCGUGGGGUCAGGCAGUCCCCUUAUUACAGCUGUGUGUGUGACGCAAAGUGGACGGGACAGGAUUGUCAAACUAAAGUUUCCCAGUGUCAAUACAAGCCGUGUAAAAAUGGCGCUACGUGCAUUGAUCUCAAAGAUGAUUUCAUGUGUCGCUGUACAACAGACUACGUUGGAAAAAUAUGUGACCUGAGAGUAGGUCUCUGUGACACAGAAAACGGCUGGCAACGUUUUGGAAGCAACUGUUAUAGGUUGAUCAACGGCACCAAAGCGUCCUGGAAUGACGCCAUAAACCUCUGUGGAGAGUUAGAUGCUAGUCUCCCGGUGAUUGAUUCCCAAGAGAUUCAAACAGAAGCCAAUGAUUUCGCUAAACUAAAGAAAGCCAAUUUUUGGACAGGGAUCAGCAACGAUGGUUCUGUGUAUUUCACUAGAAAUUAUUAUUCCUCUGAACACCUCGAACUGAACAUCACCAACUUUUAUUGGCACAAACUACAACGGUCUCGAAGAAAAGAUGGUUUGUGUGUAAUGCUAAAAUAUCCAGACAAUAUACACGUAACUAACCAUGGAAAUUGGUUUCCCAUUCAGUGCUCCUAUCUGAAUGAUGUUGUUUGCAGUAAACCUGUCGGAACAUGUCCAAGAGGCUGGUUUUUCCACAUCAGCAAGUGUUAUAAAAUGUUAGACGACUGGCAGUCAACGUGGAUGAAGGCGAGCGACCAUUGCAGAACACUGAAUUCUACUCUGCUGGAGAUCACAAGUGAUGCAGAGCAAAAUUUUAUGCAAACAUUCUUACAACGGCAACGAUCUGGAAUCGGGAACGACGGGAAAUUUUGGCUGAAUCUAAGACGCCAAAGUGCCCCAGUACAGAAAUAUUGGGCUUGGGAAUCAUCAAAACACAAGGCAGCCUUAUACACAAAACUGUCAACUAACACAGCCGCGUUAGGAGAGUGUGCCUACAUGGAUAUAGAUAGGAACGGAACCUGGUUGUCGGACGACUUGUGUUCGGCAUCUUUUGGUGUGGUAUGUAGCUAUGAUGUAGGAUCGCGAAACUGGAUUGCCAACAAGGAACUGGAUGCACAUAAAGAUCUGAACGACCGACAGUCUACGUGUGGUAAAGGAUGGAUUGACUGGACUGACGGCUCGGAGUCCUCGUGCUUUUUCCUGAUCACCGAACUUUUGACUUGGGAAGCUGCAGAAUACAAAUGUCAGCAAAUGGGAGGACACCUUAUAAGCAUCGACGACAAUGCAGAGCAAGCUUUUAUUGCCGGUCUUUUGAGGUUUGAAGCGGCUGAUGGCUCUGUCUGGAUUGGAGCUAACUGUCGAGAAGAAGGGGUUGGAUACCAAUGGACAGACGGCGAACCGUUUGUUUAUUACAACUGGUUUCCAGAUGAGCCCGACCACGUGAUCGACGGAGACGAAGAUUGUGUCGCCAUGUUUAUAUCUAAUGCAAAAUGGACCGACAGACCAUGUGGGCAGUUGCAUCCAGGCAUUUGCGAGAAAUCAAGCAUUGGUACAUCGGAUUCUGAGACAAAAUCAAAUGAAAUACAAAAAACAAUAGUUGUUGAUGAGUAUUGUCCAAAUGGAUGGGUACCAUACAAAGACAACUGCUUCUUGAUUAAGAAAAACACAACAACCUGGGACGAAGCAAACGCCAUAUGUCGCCGACAAGGCGCAGAUCUUGCCUCAAUUUCAGAUCGCGUGGAACAAUACCUGGUGUUCAGUCAACUUUCUGAAGAUUCUGUAUCCGCCAAUUAUGGAUUUUGGAUUGGUCUUCGCGAUAGAAAGGAUCAAACUUUCCGAUGGGCAGACGACAGUGACGUCACAUACGUUAAAUGGCAGAGUAGUGAACCACAGGGAUUCACCCCUUACAAGCAAGGGUGUACAUAUAUCAGCUUUUAUAAUGGACUUUGGGCUGAUAAAGCUUGUGAAUCUUAUAUGCCUGGAUAUGUUUGUAAAAUGAAAAAGCAAAGAAAUGGGGCUGGAGAUAAAUUGCCUUUUUCAGAAGGGUGUGACCGGGACUACGUUGGAUAUGAGGGCCUAUGUUAUAAAGUAUUUGCCACCCCUAAGACAUGGGAUGGUGCAAAAAUGUUUUGUAAAUCACAUAAAGGUAGCCUAGCAACGAUCAGUUCACUACACGUAUCAAGUUUUCUGGCCAGUCACCUUGGGAACGUGUACUCUGUCGGUUUGAGGGCCUGGAUUGGCUACAGUGCGAACCAAAAUACAAGUUCUUGGUCAAGUGGGAAAACUCCAUUGUUACGGCAAACAUUUUUGAAUUUUGCAACUAAUUCUACACGAAGGUGUGGCUUUUUGCACACAUCGCUGCUAUUGGCUCUAGGUCUUUGUCAGGAAAAGCAUUACUUUAUAUGUGAGAAACAGCGUGCAGGGUACCUACCUAAUUCUUCCACCAUAACCCAUAACUCGAACCCAACACAGGAAGUUAUCUGCCCUCAUGGCUGGUACAAGCAUAACAACAACUGUUAUAAGGAAUUUUUACAAACACUUCCAUGGACAAAAGCACGAAAACAUUGCAGAAGUUUAGGAGGUCGUCUGGUUUCAAUACAAGAUGAGAGAGAUGUCGAUUUUGUUUACAAUACGUUCAAAGGCAUUAUUAGAACGGAUUGGUGGGUUGGAUAUAACAGAAGAGACUCUACUAAAGUUUGGCAUUGGUCUGACAGUCCUGAAAACCAAUUUUCUCCAUUAAAUACCGGAAGUGGAAUCCAGAAUUGCGCAUUAAUGCUUCAAUCAAAUGGGAUGUUCAAGCAAGACAAUUGUAUAUUACAUUAUCCUUAUGUAUGCGAAGUCCAGACAGUAUCUUCAGUACUGAGUUACCUUGACAACAAAACACAAGAAAAAUGUAACGAGAGUGGAUAUUUCUUGCACGACAAGUUUUGUUAUUCCAUCAACGAAACGAAAAUGUCGUACGUUUCUGCUCAGAGAAUCUGUCAAAUGCGCGGAUCGGAAUUAGCAAGCAUCCACAACAAUAUGGAGUUGGAAUUCAUCUUGUCACUUCAAAAGAAUUAUGAUUUUGAAAAUGAAUUAUGGAUUGGACUAAGAAAAGUUAGAGAACGUGGAAUUGAAAGAUGGCAGUGGUCGGACAAUUCUUCCCUUGACUUUGCCUACUGGAGAAACAACGAAUUGACCACAAGUCAAAGAAGUAGAGACUGUACCGUUCUAUUUAGCAUUGAAGGAAAAUGGGAGAAUAGGAACUGUCUUACCGAAAGAGGAUUUAUUUGUAAAAAAGAAACUUCAUUGAAGAAGUCGCCAUCUUCUGUUGUUGUAAAAUCUGAAUUUAUUGUUGGUGGUUGUCCCUUACCAUAUGUUUCCUCGCCUAUAAAUAAUAAAUGCUAUCUAUUGAAUGAAACACAAACAACCUGGAAAACUGCUAAUAACACUUGCAACUCAUUAGGAGGUUCCCUGUUAGCCAUACAAAAUCAACUGGAACAAGAUUAUAUAUUGAGUUUGGUCAAUCUAAAAACGCCUGGAUUAUGGAUCGAUUUAAAUAGAUUAGAGAGGGAAACUUUCCGGAACCAAAACAACAAACCUUUGCUGUUUACCAACUGGGAUAGGGAUCAACCAAAAUCGCAGCAGCAAGUUCAGCCUUUAGGAUUACGAGGAAGCCUGCAGUAUAAGGAGGAUUGCGUUCAGAUGUAUACGGGCACCGUCGGCAGUAGAAUAGGGAGAUGGAACGUUAAAAGCUGUUCUGAAAACAAUGCAUUUUUCAUUUGCGAAAAACAAAAAGAUUCUUCAAUAUCAUAUGCCAAGAGAGACAGUGUGUGUCCACCUGACUAUGAACAAUUUGGAAAGAGUUGUUAUAUGUUUCAUGCUGUCCCCGAAAACUUUGACAGUGCACAGAAAAACUGUCAAAGACACAAUAAUGGUAGAUUAGUAUCAGUAACGUCUGUCUAUGAGUAUGGCUUUGUACGAGGAAUGACAGCUCAAGUCAACUUAAACAGUCACUGGAUUGGGCUUAGACGUUCUAAUGAUACAGUUCUGUACAGAUGGACCGAUGGAAAUCCUUACUUGUUUAGUCAUUGGAACGACUCGGAACCAUCACAACAACCUAACGAAGAAUGUGUUAUAUCCCUCAAUGGGAUGUGGAUGGAUGUCCCUUGCACCAAAGAAUAUCCUUAUCUUUGUGAAGUCAGUUCAGUUAAAGCAGAAAUACGUUCUCCUCCGAAAUGUAUGCCGUUGUUCGGAAUAGCAUAUGACGGCGCCUGUUACUACGUACAAAAUCAAGAGAAAAAUUCUUGGAAAGAUGCUCAUCAAAAAUGUAAAAGUCAUGGCAUGGACUUGGUUAGCAUCCACUCAGCAAAAGAGCUAGAAACACUUCAAACUAUAGUAGCUAGAAUGGCACAGACCAUAGUUUGGAUUGGGUUAACCAAUGUCCGAAAGGCGUCAGAUAUGUUUCAAAGAGGAGUUUAUUGGUAUUGGUCAUCAGGAGAGGAAGUUAGCUACACUAACUGGGGGGAUUUCGAGCCCAGUGAAAAUAUCCUUAACAGUGACGAAGGUUGUGUUUAUAUGGACACAAGCGGUUUCUGGCAUGAUGAUUCUUGCAGCAAUGAAUAUGCUUUUAUUUGCAAGCAUUACGGAUCCUUCUCAGAUCUGAAAACCAUCAGGGACAAUCCUGGGAAGGCUAAUGAUUCAAAUCCCCAUUUUCAAAAUAAUCAAAUGUACAGAGAGAGUGUUGAAAGCCAUCGUCAGUCGCCUUUGAACCAAUCAAAAGAUCAGAAAACAAAUAACACAAGUGCAGUUGUGGGCGUGUCAGUGGGUGUGUCAAUCCUUAUUAUAUUGAUCAUAGCAGUGAUUAUAUUUGUGACGUAUAAGAAAAAGUAUCGGUGGUAUCCAAGAAUGAGUUUGGGAUUUUCAAAUGCUAUGUAUCGGAGAGAAAUCGACGAUUCUUACUGAUUUGAAAUGUUGCCUUUUCUUAAUACAUGUAUAUUAUUGUACUAUAUAAUGUCUUGAUUUUAUGCUCUCUUUAUUUUUUCUUUAAUUUUGAAUGAUGUAUUUGUUGUUUUAUACAAUGAAACAAAGAAAAUAUUUUGUUUGCAUAUUCAAUACGGUUAUUUUUAACGUCGAUUUCAGUUUUAUGUACAACAUUGCAUGGUUUGUUCUCUUACUCAAGAUUUUGAAAUUAACACGUUUACAUUUAUGUCAUGAUUCCGUUGCGAUUGUGUCUUAUUUAUGCUAUGUAUUAUCAUUUGUUUCUGCCAUAAACUUUGUUGUUUUGUAAUGUAAAAUAUUGAGAAAUAUAUUUUUAUACUGUUGUCAUGAAAAGAUACUGUAUGAUUUUAACUUAAAAAC
Messenger RNA from Magallana angulata, 5760 nucleotides. RefSeq names its product macrophage mannose receptor 1-like. The transcript has 38 exons. The record is from RefSeq and is a predicted model, not a curated record. Gene Ontology annotation, molecular function: calcium ion binding; signaling receptor activity. Bases 121 to 5364 code for a protein of 1747 amino acids. Lineage: Eukaryota; Metazoa; Mollusca; Bivalvia; Ostreida; Ostreidae.